AUGGGACUCCCUGAUCCCACCACCGACCUUGACUGGUCCGGCUACAUUGGCGCCAUCCACGAAAUCUUUGCCGCCAAUGCUCUCAAGAACCCGGAUGCUCCUUGCGUCACCGAAACAGCAUCUUCCACAACCCCCGAGCGAAGAUUCACAUAUCGCCAGAUUUACGAGGCCUCCAAUGUCUUGGCCAAUCAGCUCAGCGAAGCUGGCAUCACAAAUGGCGAUGUCGUCAUGAUCUUCGCCUACCGCUCGGUAGAGCUCAUUAUUGCCUUCAUGGGAACAUUGGCCGCGGGCGCAACAAUUACCGUCCUGGAUCCUGCUUACCCUCCUGCUAGACAACAAAUUUAUCUUGAGGUGUCCCAGCCCAAGGCCCUCAUCACAAUUGGCAGAGCCAGAGAUGAAAACGGCACGUUUGCCCCUCGUGUCCAGAAGUACAUUGAUGAGGAGCUCUCUCUCAAGAUUAGAGUACCUGAGCUCCGCAUGAGCGACGCUGGUCAAGUUACCGGCGGAGAAGUAGACGGCAAGGAAGUUUUCACCAACACAGAAGCUAAGAGGUCGUCACCGCCCAAUGUCCUCGUUGGCCCCGACUCUACUAGUGUGCUGAGCUUCACUAGCGGCACCACAUCCACCCCCAAGGGCGUUUUGAGCAGACACUACAGCUUGGCCAAGUACUUCCCGUGGAUGGCCAGAACCUUCAACUGGACCUCCGAGACUAAGUUUGCGUGCCUCAGUGGCAUCAGUCAUGACCCGAUCCAGCGCGAUAUCUUCAGCCCCCUCUUCAUGGGCAGCGAGCUCAUCAUCCCCGCCCGCGAAAACAUUGCCCACGAACGAUUAGCAGAGUGGUUCCGCGACUACAAGCCCAAUGCCGUGCACUUGACCCCUGCCAUGGGUCAAAUCCUGUGCGGUGGUGCCAAGGCAGAGUUCCCCUCGCUCAAGUGGGUGCUCUAUGUUGGCGACAUUCUCACCAAGAAGGAUUGCGCCGGACUACGUAAGCUCGCGCCCAACGCCGACAUUUGCGCUGCCUACGGUACCACCGAGACCAACCGCAGUGUGUCCUACUACCACAUCAGAAGCCACUCCGAGGACCCGAAUGCCCUCGACAAGUUUGGCGACAUUGUCCCCGCCGGUCGCGGUAUUGAGAAUGUGCAGCUUCUUGUCGUCAACCGCGAGGAUCCCACCAAGCUGUGCGGUGUUGGCGAAGUCGGCGAGAUUUACCUGAGAGCCGCUGUUUACGGUUAUCUGAAUGAUGCUGAAAAGACAAACGAAAAGUUCAUCAACAACUGGUUCGUCGACAACCAGAAGUGGGUGGAUGCCGAUAACGCGGUUGCUGAUCUCGCCAAGCAGCCCUGGAGAAAGUACUACAAGGGCCCCCGCGACAGAAUCUACAGAAGUGGUGAUCUCGGUCACUACUUGGACGACUCUGGUAACACUGCCAUCACCGGCAGAGCCGACGACCAGGUCAAGGUUCGCGGAUUCCGCAUCGAGCUCAAUGAGAUUGACAGCAACUUGAGAGGCCACCAGCUGGUCCGCGAGUGCAAGACGCUUCUCCGAAGAGAUCGUAACGAAGAACCUACCCUCGUCAGCUAUGUCGUCCCCGAGGAUCAGGAAUGGACCAAGUGGCUCGCAGAACGCGGCCUCGACAACACCGAGGAGCAGGGAACCGAGAUUGGCCCUGUCCUCGUCUACACCAAGCGCUACCGACCCAUGCAGGCAGAGGUUCGCGAUCACCUCAAGUCUCGUCUACCGAUCCAGGCUGUGCCUACAUACUUCAUCUUCCUCAAGAAGAUGCCCCUCAACCCUAACGGCAAGAUUGACAGCCCUGCCCUGCCUUUCCCUGAUGCUGCCCUGAUUGAAGAAGAGGCUACCGAGGAUGAUCUCAAAAGAUGGGAAGGCCUGAGCAGCACAGAGAAGGAGGUUGCUGAGCAGUGGGCGACUCUCAUUAACGGUCUCAACGCCAAGACACUACACCCCGAGUCCGACUUCUUCGAGAGCGGUGGUCACAGUCUGCUUGCCCAGCAGCUUCUGCUCAACCUGCGCAAGCAGAUGGGUGCCAACGUCACCAUCAGCUCGCUCUACUCUAACUCCACCCUCGGCUCACUCAGCACACAAAUCGACCGUCUGCGCGAAGGCAAGGAAGAAUCCGUAGCUCCUGAGGACAGCGGUGCCGCAUACGCCGAGUCGCUAGACAAGCUCCUCGAGACCCUCGAUGCCAAGUACCAGACUGCCGACCCUGCUGCUCUCUCGCCUGCCACCAAGACAACCGUCUUUGUCACCGGUGCUACUGGUUUCCUUGGUUCUUACAUUGUCAAGGACCUGCUUCAGCGUGAAAACAUCCACGUCGUUGCCCACGUCCGCGGCACCAAGGGUGUCCCUGCUGCGCUUGAGCGUCUGCAGAAGUCGCUCCGCGGAUACAGCGUGUGGCAGGAUGCCUGGGCCAGCCGCCUAAGUGCCGUCAUUGGUGAUCUCGCACAACCACACCUCGGCAUCGACGACGCAACAUGGAAGACACUAACAGAAACCGUGGAUGUCGUCAUCCACAACGGCGCCCUUGUCCACUGGGUCAAGCAGUACAAGCAUCUCGAGCGCGCCAACGUUCACUCUACCAUUGAAGCCCUCAGCCUCUGCAACCAGGGCAAGCCCAAGCUGUUCUCAUUUAUCAGCUCCACCAGUGUCCUCGACACAGACCACUACAUUGACCUGUCGCACCAGCAGACCAGCACCGGCCAAGGAGCCGUCAUGGAGGCCGACGACAUGGAGGGCAGCCGUGUCGGUCUCGGCACGGGUUACGGCCAGUCCAAGUGGGUGAGCGAGCAACUUGUCCGCGAAGCCGGCCGCCGCGGCCUUCUCGGCUCCGUCGUCCGUCCCGGCUACAUUCUCGGCGACGCCGCCACGGGCGUCGUCAACAACGACGACUUCCUGAUCCGCAUGCUCAAGGGCUGCAUCCAGCUCUCCAGCCGCCCUCACAUCAUCAACACCAUCAACGCCGUGCCCGUCGGCCACGUCUCGACCGUCGCUGUCGCCGCAUCCUUGAACCCGGUCCCCGCCAGCACCUCCGGCGUCGACAAGGGCGUCCACGUCGUCCAUGUCACGGCCCACCCGCGCCUCCGCAUGAACGAGUACCUUUCUAUUCUCAGCUAUUACGGCUACGACGUGCCCGAGGUCGACUACGACAGCUGGAAGGGCCAGCUCGAGACCUUUGUCUCGGCUGGUUCCGUGCAAAAGGACGAGGAGCAGAGCGCCCUCAUGCCCCUCUUCCACAUGGCCACUAACAACUUGCCCACGACGACGCGCGCGCCUGAGCUCGACGACCGCAACGCCGUCGCGGUGCUCAAGGCCGAUGCGGACCGCUGGACCGGCGUCGACGAGAGCGCCGGCGAGGGUAUCAGCAGAGAGACGGUUGGCCGCUUCCUGCGCUUCCUUGCCGAGACGGGCUUCUUGGCUUGGCCUACGAUCCGCGGCAGAGAGCUGCCUGCUAUUACGGAGGGUGUUGUUGAGAACCAGGCCAAGUGGGGUGUUGGUGGCCGUGGUGGUGUAGCAUAA
Molecule: messenger RNA, 3537 nt
Organism: [Torrubiella] hemipterigena
Lineage: Eukaryota; Fungi; Ascomycota; Sordariomycetes; Hypocreales; Clavicipitaceae
Source: the annotation of a GenBank genome assembly